UAUGAUAAAGACAGUGGUGGACCAAAUGUUAGUGCAUGAGCAAAACCCAACAAGAGCAACAUGCUACACGAUCGCCCGGAUGAUUGUGAGACUGGCCAAAAAGCUUUGCCGAUGUCGGACAAAAGGGAGAUAUGCUGGGAGACGGCUGCUACUCCCUUUUGCAACAAAUAAAAACAAGAGUUGAAUACAAAAAUAGGAAGCAAACUCUUCAAACUCGGCGACGCAGGCAGCGCAGGCCCUCCAAUGUGGCGGCAGAGGGGGCAAUCGCAAUGGCCAGAGGCCCAGUAGACCAGUACGGUUGUGUACGGUGGAGUGUCCGGAAGAACUUCCUGCUGGAGAGACGGAGGCAACCUUGGAAGAAAAAAAACAACAACUACAGAACGUCUACACAGAGGGAGGGAUGGGAGGGGCAGAAACGGCUGAACAUCUGAUGGAGAGGACCUACAUCACCCAGCGCCAGUUCAUAAACAGGGUGCCUGCACCAGCCAUUGUUGAGAUAAAGGAGGAAUGGCCAUUCCUAUUCUCGCAGAGAGGCCUUUUCUCCCACUUCAGUCUGCUGACGGAUGUCUCCAUACAAACAAAGUAUGAAGAGGCUAUGAACAGCAAGGGCAGUACCAUCAUUCGCUUUUGCCAGCAGCUCAACCGUCCAGGGAUCAAGGACGUCCUCGCUAAAUACGAGCCAGAGGCGUCAGACAAGGCUGCAUGUAUCCUUCUGCUACUGAUGGCAUAUUUCAAAGAACCGAAGAAUGCCACCAUGCUUGAGGCUGAUCCGUGUGCAACUGCCGCUGAUGUUGAGAGCACAGUGCCAUUGCUGAGCAACCCCUGCUUGAUUGUCGAAGGUGACAUGAUGAAGCCAACCGCAUGGAUGCUCAGCAUUGAACAGAAGGUUGUGGUGGGACCACACCACUCCUUCAGCAACGGAAUAGCUGCAAUUUUUGCAAGCUAUUAUUGCUUCAACCUGCAGUAUCCUGAGGAGGGCUCCUCCACUUUGGAGUUUAUCCAAAGGUGCUUCUUGAGCAUCAAUCCAGAGAGGGGCUCCAAAGCCAAGAAAAAGCGCGGGUUGAUGAACCCACAUGCGAGCACACUCUUGAGGAAGAUAUUGGACUUUGAAUGGAUUUCAAUGUAGGGUGAAAUGUGCCGUGACGUCAGCGUUACCAGAGAAACCGUUUUCACCUGUUUACGAAUUACCAAAACAGUUGUGUUUUCAAAAGAUUCCUCCCUGGGAGGGGGUUUCAAAAGUUCGUGGUUUCAAGCCUGCGUUUUCUGUUGUUUUCUGCUCUGUUGUAAUUUUUCCUAUAAGUAGAAAUGGGUCUGGGUUGUUAUUGGUUAAAAGUGAAGGCAAGUUAAAUGUAUUAAUGUUGAUUCAUUGUUUAAUUAAAUGUUGAAUUGAACAAAUUG
Messenger RNA from Gadus macrocephalus (Pacific cod), 1398 nucleotides. RefSeq lists its product as uncharacterized. The transcript is spliced from 4 exons. The record is from RefSeq and is a predicted model, not a curated record. NCBI's taxonomy places the organism in Eukaryota, Metazoa, Chordata, Actinopteri, Gadiformes, Gadidae. Bases 401 to 1126 code for a protein of 241 amino acids.